Molecule: messenger RNA, 1796 nt
Organism: Hyaloscypha bicolor E
Lineage: Eukaryota; Fungi; Ascomycota; Leotiomycetes; Helotiales; Hyaloscyphaceae
Product: phosphoesterase-domain-containing protein
Exons: 4
Coding region: 426-1790 (454 amino acids)
Biological process (GO): phospholipid catabolic process
Molecular function (GO): hydrolase activity, acting on ester bonds
Source: RefSeq, a predicted model, not a curated record
CGUUGAUCACGAUGCUUAUCCGUUGGCUGAGGCCUUCUGGAACGCAUCAGAUUGUGCGAUCGUGGGUAACCAAAUCCGCUGUUCUCUCCCGUGUCACCAAAACUGGUGGUUCUGCCGCCGAGCUGCAAAAGGUUUCGCGGGUUUCCCAGCCCCUCUUGUCGCCCAAUUUUGAUGCUAGGCUCCCAGAUUCGACGAUCCAGAGCUCUGGAUUUCUCAAUUAGCCAGUCACGGGGCAGUUAAACCCAAUAUGCAAGCUCUUCUUUAUCCGAAUGUCCAUGGUCGGAGGAUUGGGCUGAGUGACGGCGGUGGUGCCAAGUAUAAAGCUCCCUGAGCUAUCCCAAGCUUGCUCGCAUUUUCACCUUGACGAGACCAAUUGAGUUUUUAGCUCGUAGCCUUUCCUUAGCCAAUCUCCUCUGAACAUCACAAUGGUAUUUUCGAUCAUAUUUGCUCUGCCCUUGGUGGCUCACGUCACCUUCGCUGCUACGUCGAGCUAUCCCACGAAGCCACCAUUUUCAACGAUCCAGCCAGCUCUGACAGAUAUCCGUGCUGCACAGGCUACUGUUAUGCCAGCGUCUCCUACCUCCAAUGUCCAGGGCAAAGCAUUUAAUAGAAUUAUUCAAAUCUGGCUCGAGAAUACAGACUACGACAAGGCUGCGGCUGACCCAAACAUGCAGUGGCUACAAAGCCAAGGCAUUCUUCUUACAAAUUACUGGGCUGUGACCCAUCCUUCCGAGCCUAACUAUAUCGCCGUAGUUGGAGGCGACGAUUUUGGAAUGGAAAACGACGACUUCAAUCGUGUGGCUAAGAACGUUUCUACGGUCGUGGAUCUGCUAGAUACCAAGGGCAUUUCUUGGGGAGAGUAUCAAGAAGACAUGCCAUACCCUGGAUUCUUGGGAUUCAACUUCACUAACCAGCAAAAUACCUCACGUAAUGACUAUGUCCGAAAGCACAACCCUUUGAUCAUCUUCGACUCGGUCACUUCCAAUGCCACCCGUCUUCCUCUGAUCAAGAAUUUCACCUCUUUCGACUCGGAUUUGAAGGCCCAAACUCUGCCACAAUGGUCGUUCAUGACCCCAAAUAUGACAAACGAUGGCCAUGAUACAACCAUCACCUUCGCCUCGAUCUGGGCGAGGACCUUCCUUGAGCCUCUGCUGAAGAAUCCUUAUUUCAUGAACAACACACUUGUUGUACUCACCUUUGAUGAGGACGAUACAUAUCCAGAAAGCAAUAAAGUUUUUACUGUACUUCUCGGCGGAGCGAUUGCGGGACACGAAAACACAACCGACGACACCUUCUACAACCACUACAGCAUGCUCUCUACGGUAGAGCUAAACUGGGGCCUCCCGUCCUUGGGGCGCUGGGACUGUAACGCCAACGUCCUCGCCCUCGUGGCCAACAAGACGGGAUACACCAACCAGAAAGUCGACACCAAGGACCUUUUCUUCAACGCUUCGUACCCAGGGCCGCUUUCCGAUUCUCAAUGGGUGCCUGUCUGGCCUGUGCCAGCCACUAAUGCGAAAUGUGCCACGGGCUCUGUCCUAGCAAGCGUUGUCUCUACCUGGGGCAAGAGUGAUGGGUCGUUCGAUUACACCAAUGUUUAUCCAUUAGCUAACUCGAGCGUUUCCGCUGGCACUUCGCCAUCGAGUACAGCAAGCGGAACUGGAAGCUCCACUUCAUCAACCUCAAGCCCUUCCUCAUCGACGAAGCCUUCUGCGGCAAACAUAAAUAUAGGUUCCAGCUGUGCUCUCUUACUUGGAUUGGCUGGUAUUGUAUCUGCUUUUAUCAUGUAAAUAAAG